AUGAAAGGACGCUCAAAGUGUGGAGUUAACCCCCAACAAGGCGAGUUCAAAUUCAAAAAUAUUCACUUCUCGAGUAAAUUUGAUUCAGGAAAUCUUUGCUCGGCUAGAGAAAUAGAUCCCUGGUCAUAUGAGCUCCAAAUAUCUCGGGAUUCUAACAGUUCAUACAAAGUGUUUUAUCACUUCUCUGUGACUAAUUUCACCCCAAAUGAGACUUACACAUUUAUACUGAGAAAUCUAAUGCCUCAAGGAAAGUUGUACAAUGCUGGCCUCAGACCAGUGUACAAACCAUUUCCAAGUGAGCAGCAGUGGAAAACUAUACCAGGUGAAAUAAUCUGGAGAACGGAAACAGACGGUUUCUUGGUCAGGUUUGACCACAUAUUCUCAGAAAAGGAUAAAAGUGUUUCCUUUGCCUUUACAUACCCAUUCAGCUACGAAGAGAUCACCCAAAUGGUUGACCAAGUUCAAGAGAAAUGCGAAGAAAAUAAAGAUAUCUAUUUCAAGAGGGAAACCUUAGUCCACUCCCUUGAAAAGAGAAAGAUGGAGCUGAUCACUAUCACAGAUACUUCAGAAAUGACUACAGAUGAAGAGCCUUUGAUCAAAGGAUGUUUUCCUUUGCAUAAAUAAAUUUAUGUCAAGACCAAAGAUCUUUAACAAGCCGACUAUAUUUUUUACGGGAAGGGUGCACCCAGGAGAAACACCAGCCUCUCAUGCUCUUAAAGGAGUUUUAGAUCUACUCACAGAUUUCGAGCAUCCGAUGUGUAAAGCCUUGCUUAAGGAAUUUGUGUUCAAAAUAAUCCCUGUGUUAAACCCAGAUGGAGUUUAUCGAGGCCAUUAUCGUCUCGAUACUAAAGGGCAAAAUCUAAAUAGAUAUUAUACAUCUCCAACGUUGGGAGUGCAACCUACUAUUUUUGCUGCAAAAGCUGCGAUAGCCCAACAGAAAGACCUUGAUAAGCUUAAGGUUUAUAUAGAUUUUCAUGCCCACGCAGGGAAAAAGGGAUGCUUCAUGUUUGGAAACCACCUCUAUGGUCAGAAUCAGGUGAAUAACUGACUUCUGGCCAAACUAGUCUCCCUCAAUAGUAUCAACUUUGAUUUCCAAGAGUGCAGAUUCUCAGAAGAAAUGAUGAAUGUUGUAGACAAGAGAGAUGGUCUCAGCCGUGAAGGCUGAGGAAGAGUCUCUAUCUGGAAAACAACAGAAAUCGACCAUUGCUACACUCUUGAGUGCCAUUACUCGUGCGGGGUCAGAACAAAGAAGCUAACCCCAAUGGUUUGUUCAGAAACAGGUGAAAUUCUUCCAGAAAGGGAAGUAAAUGAUAUCAGUAGCGAUAUGUAUAAAGGAGAUAAGCCUCCUGUAUUCACAAUCGAAAUCCUAGAAGAUGUUGGCAAAGCAGUCUUAGCAGGACUGCUGGAUCUGAUCAGCAAAAACCCUGUUUCAAGACUUCCCAGCUCAAAAUAUAAAGAUGUAUCAGGUGUUAGAAAAGAAAUCGAGAAACAUGUAGAUGAAGUCUGGGGACUUGAUGAGAAACCAGAGAACAAGCCUCAAAGAAGACCAAUUAACUCACUUCCUAGAGUAGCAUUAAUAGGCCCAAAGAAAAAGACCAAAACUCAUGAAGAAAAAGUCCGUGAAAAAUUAGAGAAAUAAAGAAAAGGAUAGGAAAAGGAUUCAAAGGCUCAGAGAAAGUUACCUCAAAGAUCUCAAAGAGAAAGAGAAGAAGACCUCUACUUCUGUUUCCAAAGAGUCUGAGGAGACCAAGAGUCCCACAUCAAAUACCAAAUCAAGAAGCAACUGCGAGAGAGAUUUCAAUAGAGAGGCUUCUGAAGAGAUGUCUUCGUACAAGACUGACCUGAGUUUAUUCACAGAAUCUAAAAUAGAUCUUAUAAAACAUCAUUCAAAUCAAGACUCGUAUAUCCCAUCUUUAGACAGAAUGAAUAUUUACAAAGCAAAAUCUAAUAAUCCAGUUAUAAAUUAUCAGAACAAUAAUAGAAGUAUUCUAGAUCGAAGAGUGAGUAGACUGAAUCCUUCAAAUAGGCUAAAUGUAGCAGAAUCUCCUUCUAAGAUCAACCUCUCCUUCAACACCUCAUGACUACAUCCAUCAGGUAUAUUCCCUCAAAACUUGGGAGGGAGGGAUGAAUGAUUUCAGUUUUUCCUCGACCCCAGGAUGCAUCAAAGAGGAACUUUCAUAGCAAAAGUUCCACCAAAGACUUUCUUUAACAAGCGGAACAAAGUCGUAAACAAGCUAAAUUCAAGACAAAGGAAGGGUAAGACCAAGCCUAGGCAGAAAUCCAGUAUUAUCACCUCAAAAAUUGCCAAAUCUGUUCCUAAAAGUCGAGAAAAGUCCUAUACGUGCAAGCAAAGUUAUCUAUAAAUCUCAGUUCAACUCCUGA
This is a messenger RNA of Moneuplotes crassus, 2382 nucleotides long. NCBI's taxonomy places the organism in Eukaryota, Ciliophora, Spirotrichea, Euplotida, Euplotidae. The record is from the annotation of a GenBank genome assembly.